Messenger RNA from Rhododendron vialii, 1875 nucleotides. Its product is annotated as protein MICRORCHIDIA 6-like. The transcript is spliced from 15 exons. The record is from RefSeq and is a predicted model, not a curated record. Gene Ontology annotation, molecular function: ATP hydrolysis activity. NCBI's taxonomy places the organism in Eukaryota, Viridiplantae, Streptophyta, Magnoliopsida, Ericales, Ericaceae. The coding region runs from base 122 to 1561 and encodes 479 amino acids. Gene Ontology annotation, cellular component: nucleus.
UGGGGAGUGCACUUGUGAAUGAGCGGGGGCAGACUUGUUUCUUCUAUACGUAUCGACCCGAAAAUUUGUCAAUCCCUGUGUCAUUGGGUUUCUGUAAUUCUCGUUUAGAACGGUAUCCAAGAUGAGCUCUGCCAACGUUGUAGAGUUGUCUGCUGAUGACAUGAUUGGCAAGUCAAGAGGGAAAAAAAGUAAAAGGAGGCUGGAUUCUGCCUUGGGAACAAUCGAACAUGAAUGGAAUACCCAGACUAAGAGCAAGAAAGUUCGCCGAAAAUCUAAAAUGCGACAAGAACCCGAGGAAAACAUAGUCUCAGUUGCAAGUAGUACAAUUCAAAAUGACUCAAGUGCUUUAGAUCAAGGGCCUUCACCGGUUGAUGAGUCAAGCCCUUCUAUUCCUGCUUUUGGUCCAGCUCCAAUUUGUCGGCAAUUUUGGAAAGCUGGGAACUACGACAUGGGAGAGGGUUCUAAAACCCAGCAUCAAAAAGGGGCGAAUCAUUUACAUGUCCACCCAAUGUUCCUUCACUCAAAUGCCACCUCACAUAAGUGGGCAUUCGGUGCUAUAGCAGAGUUGCUUGACAAUGCAGUUGACGAGGUACGAAAUGGGGCUACUUCUGUUGUUGUAGACAAGACUACAAAUCCACGAGAUGGAAGCCCAGCUUUGCUCAUUCAAGAUGAUGGUGGUGGAAUGGAUCCGAAAACUAUAAGGCGUUGUAUGAGCUUUGGAUUUUCUGAUAAGAAAACGAAAUGCUCCAUUGGGCAGUAUGGAAAUGGGUUCAAGACAAGUUCUAUGAGACUUGGAGCAGAUGUUAUUGUGUUUGCCCGUCGCUUGAAAAAGAGGACAGUGUCUCAAAGCGUUGGACUCCUCUCAUACACAUUUUUAAGACAAUCAGGACACGACAGAAUAGUAGUGCCACUGUUGGAUUAUGAGUUCAAUCCAUCAACUGAGAAGUUGGGACCCAUAUUUUCUUACGGCAAGGAACAUUUUUCGUCCAAUCUGUCGGUUCUGCUGCAGUGGUCUCCAUAUUCAACGGAAGAAAUGCUGUUGAAACAGUCCAGUGGGCAGUUUGAUGACAUAGGGCAUCAUGGAACAAAGAUCGUUAUAUACAAUCUUUGGUUGAACGACAAUGGAGAUAUGGAGCUAGAUUUAAAUUUUGAUGUGGAAGAUAUUCGUGUGAAUGCAGACUCAAAGCUGCUUCAGGCUGGUUCCUUGAAAACUUCAGCUUCUGACCACCAUAUAGCUAACCUUUACCCUUUUUCACUCCGUGUAUAUUCCUCCUUUUUAUACCUAAGGCUUCCUCAAGAAUUCAAAAUAAUUCUUCGGGGACGAGUUGUGGAACAUCAUAAUAUUGCCGAUGAUAUCAAAUUUCCUGAGUUUAUACUGUACAAGCCUCAUGGUCAGAGCAAGGAGGCUGCAGUUGUUACUACUAUUGGAUUUUUGAAGGAUGCUCCUCGUAUGAAAUUCCAUGGGUUUAAUGUCUACCACAAGAACAGUCUUAUAUUGCCAUUUUGGCGUGUCAAGCAUGCAACCAACAAUACUGCGAGAGGAGUUGUUGGUGAAUACUGACUAAGCCUUAGUCCAUUUAUCCUGUUCGAUCACAUUUUUUGGUUUCCGAGUUAUAUUUUGUUAGGUUUUAAUGAAUAGUCCAUUUAGCCUACUCACGAUAAACAAGAUUUUGAGAAGACACCCAUUUUCCAAAAGCUUGAAGCGCGAUUGAAAGACAUGACAAUGGAAUAUUGGCAUUUCCAUUGUGGAUUGAUUGGUUAUCAGCUAGUGAAAAAAACUCAAACAAAGCCCAAGCCUUCUCAGGAACCCCUUUUGUCAAAAGCUAAUGGGUUUCUCCAACCGUUGGUACUGAAUCAGAGGUCCUCUGUAAGUGU